AUGAUUGAUAUUGAUCCAAAUGAUCAACUAGAUGCAGCUGUUAGCGGACUUCAAAUUGCUAUCGAAAAUGUGAAGCAGCAGCGCGCUAAAGAAGCCAAAAUUUGGCAAAAACGUGCACUUGAUUUGCAAAAUCAAGUUACAUCAUUACAGUCACAGCUCUCAGAAGCAGUUAAUAUAAAUGUUCAAUUGCAGUCCGAUAUGAAUGAUCUCACAAACGAAUGCGAAAAACUUAGAAAAUUAAAUGCUUCUUUAUCUAAGCAGUUAAAAGAAAAAGAACUUGAAAUAUCAAAAUACAAUCAGUUAAAUCAAUCCCUCAGAACAUUAUUGGAUGGAAAUACAACUCCAACGCAAUUCCAACCCCCGCAAAUUUCAAAUUCGCCUCCUUCUUUUGAUGAACCUAUUCAUACAUCACCAAAAACAAUUCAUAGUCCUCAUACUUCAAAAAUUCCAAAACCAACUACACAAAAAAGAUCUUCUGGUAAGUCUGGGCAACUCUUGCAAAAAGCAAAAGAACAGCUUACGUAUUCAGACUUCAAUUUCCUUAUUCAAGAAAUUCAGCGACAUAAUAACAAUCCAAAUAGUACUAAUGCUGAGACUUUGAAGAAAAUAAAGCACAUUUUAGGACCGCAACAUACCAAUCUAUAUGAUGAAUUUGCUGCCAUUAUGUCUGAAAAAUGA
Messenger RNA from Trichomonas vaginalis G3, 678 nucleotides. RefSeq lists its product as uncharacterized. Lineage: Eukaryota; Parabasalia; Trichomonadida; Trichomonadidae. The record is from RefSeq and is a predicted model, not a curated record. Bases 1 to 678 code for a protein of 225 amino acids. The transcript has a single exon.